Molecule: messenger RNA, 2919 nt
Organism: Lotus japonicus
Lineage: Eukaryota; Viridiplantae; Streptophyta; Magnoliopsida; Fabales; Fabaceae
Exons: 4
Coding region: 722-1798 (358 amino acids)
Source: RefSeq, a predicted model, not a curated record
UGAGACAACUGGCUGCAAAUGUGAAAGGUCAGAGUCAAAUAGAUAUCUAUGUUCAACACAGUGUGCAAGAGCAUGAACUUGUUGAUGAAACACCACUGCUUGCUUACAAGGAUCCUGAUGUGAUAGAGCUAGAUCCUGAGGUGAUUGAGACUGAGAAGGAACCUGAGCUUGAGGUGGUUGUGAAUGAGCCUGAGGUGGUUGUGAAUGAGGCUGAAAUUGUGAAUGAUAGAGAGCCUGAUGUGUUUGUGAGCCAGAAGUUGUGAAUGAUAAAGAGGCUAAAGUUGGGAGAAACAAAAAGAAAGGGAAGGAGAAUGCAAAUAGAAUUCAGGGUGAAGCAACAGAUUCUGAUGAUGAGUAUGAUCCAAAUGAUGAUAGCUCUCAGGCAUCAAGUGGAACUUCACUAGAUGAUAGUGAUUAUGAAGAGGACUGGGACUGGCUACAAGUGUUGCCUCCACAGUCAUUGGAGGAUUUACCAACUGUUCCUCAAGAUCCAACCUUUGAGAAUGGUGUAAAUGGGCCUGAACCUGUGCAAGAGUCAAGGAAUGCAGAUCCUACAACAUUUCAAGACUUUGAGGAUGAGGAUGGAGACUCAGAUGAUUUACAAAGUCCAGAUGAAAGUGAAGAUGAUUUGGGCCAGAGGAAGAUAUACCCUUGGUUUAGGCCUACUCAGGAUGGUGAAGCUGUGAAUUUUGAAAUUGGUUAAACUUUCUUAAACAAAGACAUGUUUAAAGAUGCUGUGAAAGACUUUGCACUUCAGACCAAGAAGAAUCUGAAGUUUGAAAAAAAUGACAAGAAAAGAGUGGUGGUUGGAUGUGUACCCGAGUGUCCAUCCUACCUAAGAAUCAGCAAGACUCCUACAAGGCCUUUGUGGCAGCUGGUGAGCUUCAGGCCUGAGCAUAACUGUUGUAGGACAGGAACCAAUAGACAAGCUAAGACCCUCUUGUUAGCAACUAAAUUCAUGCAAAUUCUUAGACACACUCCUGACAUGAAGGUCACUAGUUUGAUUGCUGAGGCAAGGACUAGGUGGGGGAUUGCCAUUGGAAGGUUCAAAGCAUACAGGGCAAAGGUGAAAAGUCUGGAAAUGAUUCAUGGAGCAAGUAUCCAGCAGUAUAGUCAUCUUAGGAACUAUACUGCUGAGAUUAUGAGGAGUAACCCUGGUUCAACAUGCAUCAUCAAAAGCACAGUGGGUAUUCAUGGUCCUGUCUUCAAGAGGAUUUACAUGUGCUUCAAGGCAACUAAGGCAGCCUUUGCUACUACUUGCAGGCCCUUAAUUGGGUUGGAUGGCUGUUUUCUAAAGGGUAUGUAUGGUGGUCAAUUACUAGCUGCAGUAGGUAAAGAUGGAAACAACCAGAUGUUUUCAAUUGCUUAUGCAGUGGUUGAAGCUGAGACAAAGGACUCAUGGCAAUGGUUCCUCAAUCUUUUAUUGGCUGAUUUGAAUGGAGAGAAAAAGCAAAAAUGGGCUUUCAUUUCUGAUAGACAGAAGGGCUUGGUGCCUACAAUUGCUGCAAUUGAGCCAGACAUUGAACACAGAUUUUGUGUUAAGCAUCUGUAUGGUAACUUCAGGAAGAGAUUCCCAGAACAAGAAUUGAAAAGUGCUUUGUGGAGUGCAGCUAGGGCAAGCACAGUCCCAGAAUGGAGAGCUGCAAUGGAUGUGAUGAAGGGUUUGAAUGAAGCUGCAUGGACAGAGAUGAUGGAGAUUCCACCUGAACAAUGGACAAGGUCUCACUAUAGCACAUACACACAUUGUGACUUGCAGGUCAACAAUAUGUGUGAGGCUUUCAAUAGAGCCAUCUUGUAAUAUAGGGACAAGCCCAUCAUAACAUUGUUGGAGGGUUUGAAAUUUUACCUCACCAGCCGCAUUGUAAGACAGAGGGAUUUGAUGAUGAGGUGGAGGAAUAGCCAGUUGUGCCCUAUGAUUCAACGGAAGCUGGAUGUGGUGAAGAGCUUUGCAGACAGGUGGCAUGCUAGUUGGGAUAGAGAUAGUGGAUAUUCUGAGUUUGAAGCAGUUAGGGACAAUGACAAGUAUGUUGUGAACCUGCAACAGAGGUCAUGUGCUUGUAGAAGGUGGGAUCUCUCUAGAGUUCCUUGUGUGCAUGUUGUUGCUUGCAUGUGGUUCAACCACCAUGCCCCUGAGAACUAUGUCCAUCUUGCUUACAAGAGCAUACCUUUCUGAACACUUAUGCUCACCUUAUCCGACCUAACAAUGGACCAAAGCUGUGGCCAGAGGUUGAGGCUCUUCCUCUCAAUCCUCCAUAUGUGAGAAGGCAGCCAGGCAGGCCUAAAAAACAGAGGAACAGAGCCAAUGAUGAGCCAACCAACCCUAAUAGGAUGAGGAGGCACCACACUACUGUCAGGUGUAGAAGGUGUGGGAAUUAUGGACACAAUAGGAGGACUUGCAGGGGAAAGGAGCUAGCAGACAGAACCAUUCCAAGUGGAGGGAAUCAGCAAAACACUGAAGUGUUACAACCUGAACAGAGGCACACCACUUUUGAAGUAGGAUCCUCAUCAUCUUAGACACCUCCACCUCCACCACCUGCUGCAGGCACAUCUCAGCCGCCACCACCACCUGCUGCAGGCACAUCUCAGCCACCACCACCACCACCUGCUGCAGGCUCAUCUCAGCCACCACCACCUCCAUCUCCUGAUGCAUCUUCAACACAACCAGCACCAAGAAGAAGAGGCAGGAAAAGGAACAUCAGCCAAAUUAGUGCAACUCAGUAGUUUAAAAUGUAGUAGUACCUAAGACUUGUAAUUUCAUGCCAUCUGUGGCUUUAUUUUGGAACUCAAUAGUGCAACUAAGUAGUUUAAAUUGUGCCAUAUGUGGCUUUAUUUUGGAACCUCAAUCAGUUUGCGCCAUAUGUGGCUUUAUUUUGGAACCUGAAUCACUCUGUGCCUUAUGUGGCUUUAUGUUAAAACCUU